Drosophila biarmipes is the source of this 393-nucleotide messenger RNA. RefSeq lists its product as uncharacterized. The coding region runs from base 110 to 292 and encodes 60 amino acids. The transcript is spliced from 2 exons. The record is from RefSeq and is a predicted model, not a curated record. NCBI's taxonomy places the organism in Eukaryota, Metazoa, Arthropoda, Insecta, Diptera, Drosophilidae.
GUUAUUUUCGUUUUGCAUCCUAACUUGUUUCGAUAAGCUACAUUUUGUCGAAUAACCCGAGUUUUUAGCAUUUGACUAGUUGCAAUUUGGUGGCAGGUAGUACAACAUCAUGUCUUUCACCAUAAUAUCAGGGUGGAAUCUCUUCCUGUGUCUUACUAUCCUCGAAUUAACACCAGCAAUCGGUGGAGGAUACCAGCUGAAUAUCGAAACGGUUGUCGUAGAUGCUGGGGGAAGUUCUGAGGUCGAAGGCGAAAUCCGACAAAUGUUCCCUGCCCUCAUGAAGGAUCGUUAGCUGUCUUCUACAAAACCAGACCCGAGGGAUAUCGGAUACGUUAUUCCUAUGAGGCACGCAGAGAGAAUUCUUUAAUGCCGAUUUCAACAAGAAACGAAACA